GCCUGGGAGCAGGAAGAGGCUCGGGCCGGGCCGCGGCGGAGCCCCCGGGCCGAGGCAGCGCAGCGCAGCGCACAAAGGGCGGCCGAGGCGCGCGCGAUGCCCGGCGGGCGGCGGGGGGCGGCGGGCGAGUGAGCGGGCUGGAGGGGCGAGGCGGGCGCGAUGGCGUCGUCGUGCAGCCUGAAGGACGAGCUGGUGUGCUCCAUCUGCCUGAGCAUCUACCAGGACCCGGUGAGCUUCGGCUGCGAGCACUACUUCUGCCGCCGCUGCAUCACCGAGCACUGGAGCCGGCAGGAGGCGCAGGCGGCGCCGGCGCGCGACUGCCCCGAGUGCCGGCGCACCUUCGCCGAGCCCAGCCUCUCGCCCAGCCUCAAGCUGGCCAACAUCGUCGAGCGCUACGCCGCCUUCCCGCUGGACGCCAUCCUGAGCGCGCAGCGCGGCGCCUUCGCCUGCGCCAAGGAGCACGCCAAGGUCAAGCUCUUCUGCCUCACCGACCGCGCCGUCGUCUGCUUCUUCUGCGACGAGCCGGCCGUGCACGAGCAGCACCAGGUCACCAGCCUGGACGACGCCUUCGAGGAGCUGCAGCGGGAGCUGAAGGAGCAGCUGCAGACGCUGCAGGACAGCGAGCGCGGCCACACGGAGGCCUUGGCCCUUCUGAAGCGCCAGCUGGCCGAGACGAAGUCCUCCGCCAAGAGCUUGCGAGCCACGAUCGGAGAGGCCUUUGAGAGGCUGCACCGGCUGCUGCGUGAACGGCAGAAGGCCAUGUUGGAGGAGCUGGAAGCUGACACUGCCAGGACCUUGACGGAUAUCGAGCAGAAGAUCCAGCGGUACAGCCAGCAGCUCCGCAAGGUGCAGGAAGGCAGCCAGAUCCUGCAGGAGAGGCUGGCCGAAGUGGACAAGCAGGCCUUCCUGGCAGGCAUCGGCUCCCUUUCCGAGAGGCUGAAGGGCAAGAUCCACGAAACGAACCUCACGUACGAAGACUUCCCCACUCCCAAGUACAUGGGGCCCCUUCAGUAUACCAUCUGGAAGUCUCUCUUCCAGGACAUCCACCCAGUGCCAGCAGCGCUCACCCUGGACCCUGCAACUGCUCACCAGCGCCUCAUUCUGUCCGACGACUGCACCAUCGUGGCCUACGGCAACCUGCACCCGCAGCCCCUGCAGGACUCUCCCAGGCGCUUUGACGUGGAAGUGUCGGUCCUGGGCUCGGAGGCCUUUGGCAGCGGAGUGCAUUACUGGGAGGUGGUCGUCUCCGAGAAGACGCAGUGGAUGAUCGGCCUGGCUCACGAGGCCGUCACCCGCAAAGGCAGCAUCCAGAUCCAGCCCAGCCGGGGCUUCUACUGUAUCGUCAUGCAUGACGGCAACCAGUACAGCGCCUGCACGGAGCCUUGGACUCGGCUGAACGUGAAGAGCAAGCUGGAGAAGGUGGGCGUCUUCCUGGACUUCGACAAGGGACUGCUGAUCUUCUACAAUGCUGACGACAUGUCGUGGCUGUACACCUUCCGGGAAAGGUUUCCUGGCAAGCUGUGCUCCUACUUCAGCCCGGGGCAGAGCCACGCAAACGGAAAAAACGUGCAGCCGCUCCGCAUCAACACCGUCCGUAUCUGAGGGCUCCUGAUGCCCCCCAAGGGGAGCGCCCCUGCGUGUGUGAGCAGAACGGCUGGUGCUCUGGACAGUGCAGAGCUGGGGGCAGGCUGAGCUUGGAAGCCUCCUGGGGAGUAGUCGGGGCAGGGGGAGCUUUAUCGGUGCGCCCAGGGGACAGCUGCAAGGCGGGCUGUGGGAAGUUGUCCUUGCGCGUGCUGUUGAUGGGAUCUUGAUGGGACUGGCAGCCGAGUGCUUCAGUCGGGGUCAGAGGAACAGCUUUGUCCUCUUGCUAGUGGCAGCCAGGGCUGCACAUCUGCAUGUACCGAAAGUCCACCCCCUUCUCUGGUGGCAUAGCUGGGAAAUGGGUCCAUAUACAUUCAUACAGACUUUGGCUCCUCUUGUUUUCUGUUACACAGGCCGUGUGCAAAAUGAACACUCUCUCCUCUGUCAUGUGGGGCACACUGGUCGUCUCCCAAUUUAAAAUGGAUUUUUGAAGAAGAAAAUACUUUACUGUGGGUGGGGUGAGGGAAGAAAGCGAAAUAAACGGA
This is a messenger RNA of Eublepharis macularius, 2126 nucleotides long. RefSeq names its product tripartite motif containing 62 (gene TRIM62). The transcript is spliced from 5 exons. Bases 160 to 1602 code for a protein of 480 amino acids. NCBI's taxonomy places the organism in Eukaryota, Metazoa, Chordata, Lepidosauria, Squamata, Eublepharidae. Gene Ontology annotation, molecular function: protein binding; zinc ion binding. Gene Ontology annotation, biological process: innate immune response; positive regulation of canonical NF-kappaB signal transduction. The record is from RefSeq and is a predicted model, not a curated record.